AUGGAUACUAAUUAUAGAAUAGUAGUAGAAUUGUCAAAGGACACCGAUUUAAGUAAAGUCUCUGAUUUAUUCUUAAACGAUUCAAACUCAAAGUUUAUACCUACACAGAAUACUCCUACGACGAAGAAAUUAACAAAAGAUUGGAGAGAAAGUGAUAUUAAUAUUGAAACUAUCAAACCAAUGCAUUCUUUAGAAGAUAAGGAUUCCGUUGUGUCAAAAUAUCUAGGUCAUGGUAUAAUUAAAUUAUUCAAAUUGAAAGAUGAAACAAAAAUUUCAACAGAUGAAGGUAUAAUUAUACCAGGUGAUGAUACUAUGGUGAGUAUAUUAUUUAUACCGACUUAUUUUACAGUUCAUGAUUUAUUACAUUUUUAUAUUGGCGAUGAAAUUAUUAAUAAUCAAAUCACAAAUUUUAGAAUAUUGAAAAAUGUCGAUGGUUCAAUUGGUUUAAAUUUUAUGGUAUUAAUGAAAUUUAAAGAAUCCAUCAAUGCAAAACUAUUUAAAGAAAAUUUUAACGGUAAAACAUUUAGUAAAGUCGAUCCUGAAAGAUGUCAUGUUGUAUCAAUUAAAGAAAUUGUAUUCAAAAAUGAUUUAUUUGAAACAACUGAUAUUAAUCAUCAUAAUACAAAUAUUCCUUAUUUAGUGAAAGAUCCUUUUACAAUGAAUGGUUAUAAUGAUAAUGAAAUCGAAUUACCUACUUGUCCCGUAUGUCUUGAAAGAAUGGAUUCACAAACCACGGGAUUAAUUACAAUCCCAUGUCAACAUACCUUUCAUUGUCAAUGUUUAGAUAAAUGGAAAAAUUCAAGAUGUCCAGUUUGCAGAUUUUCAAGUUUUAGACUGAGUAGAGAUUCUUUAUUAAAACAAAUGGGUAAUUCACCACAAUGUAUAAUUUGUAAUUCAAAAGAGAAUCUUUGGGCUUGUUUAGUUUGUGGAAAUAUUGGUUGUGGUAGAUACAAUUCAAAACAUGCCAUUCAACAUUUUGAAACAACUUCUCAUUGUUUUGCAAUGGAUAUUAAGACUCAAAGAGUCUGGGAUUAUGCAGGUGAUAAUUAUGUUCAUAGAUUAGUACAAAAUGAAGUCGAUGGAAAAUUAGUCGAAGUUGCAUUAAAUAUGGAUCAUACCACAGUUUCUUCUUCAUCUCGUGAGGGAGAAGGUAACACCACGGAACAAGCAUCUAAUGUCGAGAAGAAUAGUGAUAUGUUAACAGAUUUUAUGAGACAGAAAGAAUAUCAUUUGGAAUAUGUUCAAGUAUUAGUAUCACAACUUGAAUCUCAACGUGAAUAUUAUGAAGAAAAAUUACAAAAAAAAAAUGAUACUGAAGAAGAAGAUAGUGCUAUCACUAAUUUAAAAUUAAAAUUAUCUCAAUUGUCAACAAGCUUACAUGACGAACAACAGCGUAGAUUAGAAAAAGAGAAAUUUACGUGUGAUAAAAUAGUUGAAAAUGGUUUAAUAAUGAAAGGUUUACAAGAAAAUUUAGAUAGACAAACUAAAUUGAAUGAACAAUAUUUAAAAGAUAUUACUACAUUAAAAGAAGAAAAAUCGGAUCUUCAGGAUCAAGUUAAAGAUCUAAUGUUUUACCUUGAGACUCAGGAGAAAUUUAAGGACGCUACAGAAGAAGAAAGAAAUGGAUCACUUGUAAUUAAAAAUCCAAUGAACUCCACUACUAAGAAUAGGAAUAAAAAGAAGAAGAAAAAGAUCAAGAUACCAACAUUAGAAGAGAUCGGUCAGAAGUGA
Molecule: messenger RNA, 1731 nt
Organism: Maudiozyma saulgeensis
Lineage: Eukaryota; Fungi; Ascomycota; Saccharomycetes; Saccharomycetales; Saccharomycetaceae
Source: the annotation of a GenBank genome assembly